AUUCAUUUAAGAUCACUGGAGCAAGGGCGAAGGCAGUGAUGGUUUAAGCCGCAGAUCGAAUUUCUCAGAUUUGAGGAGAUUGGCGACACUGAGGUUGAUCGCAAAAACACACGAGUCUCAGUCCUUCUCAAUGUACUUUGCAGUGCUGCUCCCGCGGCUGGGCGCCAUUCACCUCACUGUGCGCCUUGCAUUGAGGGUGAAACGGAGCAGCGCGAUUCAAUCACCGGCAUUGCCAGCGGUGGCCAUCGAGCGCGACUCUGCCAACCCAGCCAGCACUACUGCUGCUGCUGCCAAUCAUGAUAGUAGCGAUGGACUGCUGCGACUGCGCAUCCGCCUGGUCGGAGCUGAUCACGGUCAGAGUGAUGACAGCAACGAGGCGAUCGUGGCGCUUCCACGGGUCGAGAUCAAGGACGCCGCGCUCGACCAAGCCGCAGCCAGCGCCACAUGCACACUGCUGCAGCUGCUGCCUGACAACCCAAGUCGGACCAGGACGGACGCAUCGGCGGACGGCGCGGAAUCCGACGUCGUCUCGCUCGUCCUCGUGGGACUGCGAAUCCAGUGCAACCCAGCUGAUCUCGCGCUGGCCACUGGAUCGGCCAAGCCGGGAGCGGAACAAGCAUCUCUCGUGACGUCCAACUCAUGGCAGUGGCUGGGAUUGCACGACUCGACGCUGUUGAGCGCUGAAACGGACGCACAAGCCGCGCUCAAACCACCACUGAACAGCCAGCAACCACCCGAUCAAGCUCAGCUAGAGCGUGGAUUGCAAUGUAGAUCGUGCCAGCAUCCCAUCUCAGUGCCAUUGCGGCCGGACAAUCAGCGCAAGACAGCCGAUGCAGCGUCCGUUUCACCGUCUUCGUCGACAACCAGACGAACCAUCACUGCCGUUCAUCCCCUGCCGUCCGAAAACUGGAUGGAGCUGAUUGACUGCUGGGUAUGCCACAAGGAAGAGUACAAGCAGUUCCAACGGGGCGAAAUCCAAGCAACCGAACGCAUGUGUCUCGUGGGCGAAACUUACCUGCUUUUGCAUCCGGAGGACAUUGUCGCUUAUGCGCUCGAGUAUGAGGGAGUGAGCAGCACUAUGCACCACCAGCACCGACAUGCGGGCGCGACAAAGCACGACUCGACUCACCACGACCAUCACCACUCUGAACAAUCCAAAUCAACAACUUCAACAGAAACCCCUUCCCCGUCUGUACCAGCGGUCGCGCACCAAAUUGCACGAUGCCCAAAGUGCCGAGCCAUGCUUGGGAGAGGCGUAUUCCACCAAAAAUACGACCCAGCCACGUCUACGACCACUGCUGUUUUGCGUGGUGUGCGAUUGUUCAAGUACCAACUGCUGCUCGCGGACGCCGCAGAUCAAGCAGCACGACGGGCUGCCAGCAACGCAUUUGCACACCACACUCUCGAGACGUUUCUUGCUCAAGAGUUGUUGAUUCGCCUGUUGACAUCUCAGACGAGCAAAUUUGUAGUGAAUGGCUUGGUUUCAAGCGACUCUGGCUCUUCUCCCACGCAAACAUUUGGCCUGUUGUGGCUGUUUAACUGGGAGUUGUCUGUCCUGACAGAUCUCGCAAUUCCGUCUGCAGACACACCCACUGAAACUCGCGAGUCGGACGAUCCUUGGAUCGAAGCAAACAAAAAACCCGACAGCCUGAAUCAGAAGCCUGGUGUUCAGCAUAUCAUCCGAGUCAUGUACAAGGACGCGAGUCCUGCAGCGCUCGCGUCGCUACCAGAUGACGCAUCGCGGAAAGCUCUUCUUGAGGAAGCGCGAAUGUGGCGGCAAGAUGCGAACGUGGAUGAGAUGCAGUUGGCGAGCGAGACUUGCCUUGAGCUAAUGAGCAUGCUGCGUCGCUCGACACUGCUCUUCCCCGAAUCUCUUCGUCCUGGCAUGGGUGGCAUGAAGUGCGGGUUUUUGCAGCGAAUUGUUCCUGGCCACGUCUGAGCGAGGCGAGUUGUAUUUCGGCUGUGCGUUAGAAGUGUUAUUUAUUCAUACAACAACGAGCUAUUUAAC
Molecule: messenger RNA, 2008 nt
Organism: Capsaspora owczarzaki ATCC 30864
Lineage: Eukaryota; Filasterea; Ministeriida; Capsasporidae
Exons: 2
Coding region: 131-1939 (602 amino acids)
Biological process (GO): protein monoubiquitination; protein autoubiquitination; protein polyubiquitination
Cellular component (GO): nucleus; cytosol; ubiquitin ligase complex
Molecular function (GO): ubiquitin conjugating enzyme binding; ubiquitin protein ligase activity; cyclin binding
Source: RefSeq, a predicted model, not a curated record